Molecule: messenger RNA, 3112 nt
Organism: Syngnathus typhle (broad-nosed pipefish)
Lineage: Eukaryota; Metazoa; Chordata; Actinopteri; Syngnathiformes; Syngnathidae
Gene: pard6a
Product: par-6 family cell polarity regulator alpha
Exons: 6
Coding region: 457-1458 (333 amino acids)
Biological process (GO): establishment or maintenance of cell polarity; regulation of cellular localization; centrosome cycle
Cellular component (GO): nucleus; apical plasma membrane; cell cortex
Molecular function (GO): protein kinase C binding
Source: RefSeq, a predicted model, not a curated record
AGCCUACUCGGAUUGGAGGUGGAUCCGCAUCUUGGCUCCGGUUUAGCUCGCAACACUCAAUGCAGAAGAUCCCACCUGUUUCGCUGGCAAUGGAUUUUAGCCCAUCAGCCUUUGACACAACACACCAGAAACCAAAACGCCAAUGUUAUGCUAAGUGAAUUUCGCCGGUGCUCUCUCAUGCCUCUAUGCUGUUGGAACUGCUUUAACCGGAGCGAGCGAGGGAAACAUAUCUCUGAAUGAUUUUCGUCGGAGUGCCGCAGUUUCUCUUCCAAACCGAGACAACAAUGUCACGACAACAGCAGACGUCGUUCAAAGCCUCGGACAGCGUGGUCGAGGUCAAAAGUAAAGUGAUUUGACGCAGAAUACCGCCGCUUUGCUUUCAAGAGGAACUGCCCAGGUGGCUUCCAAGAGUUCUACAGCCUCCUCCAAACUAUCCAUCGCAUCCCUGAAGUAGACAUGUUAUUAGGAUAUGCAGAUGACCAUGGAGACCUUCUUCCAAUCAACAAUGAAGACAACUUCCACAAAGCUGUCUCAUCAGCAAAUCCCUUACUUCGCAUUAUCAUAACCAAGAAAGAGGAUGAACCUGCGAUUUUCGCCACCAACUCACUCCAGAGGCGGAAAAAAGGCCUGGGUUUGACAGGUCUCCGUACGGCUGGUUCAUUGUCCGCCCACUCGAAGAGCAAAAUGGGUCUCAUGAUUGGUCGACCACAGAACUUCCGUCAAAUUUCAUCAAUUAUUGACGUGGAUAUCCUACCCGAGACACAUCGCCGAGUACGGCUCCACAAGCACGGUACCCAUAAACCUCUGGGCUUCUACAUUCGAGAUGGGGCCAGUAUGAGAGUGACGCCUUAUGGUGUAGAAAAGGUUCCAGGAGUGUUCAUAUCCCGCCUUGUGCGUGGUGGUCUUGCAGAGAGUACUGGGCUCUUGGGAGUUAACGAUGAGAUUCUUGAGGUCAAUGGUAUUGAUGUUACAGGAAAAUCUUUAGACCAGGUGACAGACAUGAUGGUGGCCAACAGCCACAAUCUUAUAGUGACAGUAAAACCAGCUAACCAGAGGAACAAUGUCAUGCAUCGAGGGAGUAAAACAACAGGAAAUUCUGGUUCUUUUGUCUCAAAUGGAUCUACAGGCUCCGCUCUGUCACAUGAUUCAACGAGUCCGGCCACUCACAGCACCCCCAUCACUGCAAGUAACAGUAUCGUAGAGGGUGACAGCGAUGAAGAAGAAGAUGAUGAUGGUGACCUCAUCCUGGAAAGUGACUGUCCGACAUUCUAUCAAUCCCACAACAUUACAAACCUCACCAGUGAAAGAUUGCACAGCAGCCCUGUGGUUAGAACCCUUCAACAGAGCGUCUCCAUGCCUGAAUACAUGGGAUCAAACCUGAGGUCUGGUCAAAACGGGCACUCAGGUCACAGCAUUCAACGAAGCAUGAGAGAGGGUGGCAAUAUAAUAACAAUGUGAACACAGCCAUGUCUUAACCUGACUAUGAAAUAGCAUAUGUAAAAAAACAUAUAUAUAUAUAUAUAUAUACAUACACACACACGCGUGCAUACACACAUACAUAUACAUAUAAAUACCGGUUGAUACGCUAAUAUCUCCUCUAAACUUUAAACUUAUAGCAUCAGCUGCAACAUUAAUUUUUUACCAUGACCGAGGUUGCAUCAUAAACUUCUAUGAUAUGUAGGCGAUCACUCUAUAUCAGGGGUCGGGAGGUUUUUGGGCGGACAAAGCCAUACAUGCCCAUUUUUAUAAAUAAUUUCCUGUGAGAGCCAUACCAUUUAAAAUAAAAUCGAUAGGCUAGAUACAAUUAUAAAUGCAUGUCUUUUAAUUAAGACCAAUGAUUUUUUGAGCGUAUUAAUGUAUUCUUUUUAAUAACCUAAAAUGCAUAAACUGUGGACCACCUCUAUUAACCGGGCAUUGUGACCAAGCAAAUAGCAAAUUUCUGCAAAUAAAUGACACUUUACUAAAAUAGAUAUGGUUGCCUAGAUUAAUACUUGAAACCACAAAUUCCCCAACUUUGAUUCCAAAACUUUAAGAGCAUUUCAAAUACUGUACCAUCUAGAAUUUAUUGACAGCUAAAUAAAAGCUGCACAAUGUGCAGUGCAUGUACGUGCACGUUAAAAAUGAUGAUUAAUUACUAUAAUUGUGCAGGCCGGUGUAAAACUUUUGACUGCACAUCAAAUUGUAGGAGUUACAACAAGGGUGCCGACUUUGUCCUGAGGCGGCCAACAGUGGUACGAAAGUCAACAUAGGAGUUAGCAUUCCCAUGUCUACUGACCAGAAACUGCUGGAUCCAUGCAGUCAUAGUCAUAUUCCACUGGUUUUGAUGUUAGUAUAGUUCAGUAGUUUGGCUUUUACACUUGAUUAUGGCAUCCAGUAACCAUUCAUCGUCUAAUUUAAGGAAACAUUCAAUAAAAUAAAUAUCCUACAUUCUGUAGACAGUAUUUUGUGAUUAAAAGAAAUCCGAGUUUUUAGCCAUGUCAGUGAAAAUUGCAAGUAGGUAACUUGUUUUGCAAAUGAUAGGUGAAUUCGCAAUUAUCCACCGUAUUAUAAAUGUAUUACCCUCGUUACGGUAUUGAAGGAAGGUAAGGGUUAUCUAAGAAAACAUGUUGGUAUACUACUGUACUGUGUCAUGUGAAGACAUUGCACAAGCACUGGAAGAAGCCUACUUGACAUCCAAUAAGUUGAUUGACUCUAUAGUCCUCAAAAUGAAAUGAUUUUUUAACAGGCUUCACUCACACAAGACGUGCAACUGCUGUACUUUAUUCUUGAACAGUGAAGUACACUGCUAGAAAAAUUGCUUCAAUUAUAUUUUUAAUGUCGUGUAAGUAACUGAUUUUUACAUUUCCCCCUUUACAAAUAAUAUUUUUGUUUAAGGUGGGAAAGCCACAUCCUUCUUUAAAUAUAUAAAACAGAGUACAUAAAUCUUCUUUUUAACCUGUUUGGUGAGUAGGGAGUGGGGACACUGAGGAAAUAAACCAGGACGUUUGUUCUGUAACUUUAUCCAAAGUGUUUUAUGAAUACUAUUUAUCAAAUUCAGACAAUGAAAGAUGUCACCUGGAUAUGUGCGUCCAAUGGUUCAGAUGAAAUUAAAAUUUGUUCUAAAUUAAUCUUA